This is a messenger RNA of Branchiostoma belcheri (Belcher's lancelet), 6763 nucleotides long. RefSeq lists its product as uncharacterized. The record is from RefSeq and is a predicted model, not a curated record. Bases 525 to 5249 code for a protein of 1574 amino acids. Gene Ontology annotation, biological process: signal transduction; regulation of Rho protein signal transduction. Lineage: Eukaryota; Metazoa; Chordata; Leptocardii; Amphioxiformes; Branchiostomatidae. The transcript is spliced from 20 exons. Gene Ontology annotation, molecular function: guanyl-nucleotide exchange factor activity; GTPase activator activity.
GAAUGCCUACAUGAAUCAUGGCAUAUAUCCGCUCAUAAAGGGGGGUCCUUACCCCUAGAAAAAUAUUUGGGAAGGCAAAUUUGAUUUCAGUCUUUCUUCAGCCUCCUUUGUGACGAGCGGCGCUGCUGCGAAAUUCACUUACGAGAUUUCGACCAAAGCCUCUUUGCAGGCUGGAUUAGCAAAUUUACCGGCAAUUAUUGACGACAAAGUGAUGUUUUUACCAUCUUAAUGCUUUGGAAAAUCGUUGUUGUAUCUUGAAAGACUUUGACAAGCAUUUUUGGAGGACAAGAACAGUCGACAAAAGUGCCACAGGUACAGAAUUGACGCAGGGUUCCGUAUCUCUGAUAUGAAAAAUGGAUCUUUAGUUUGGUGACUUCCAAAACAUUUGUCUUCUCCUUAUCAUCGGUUGCCUGGAGAAGCAGUAGCAAUAAAGCUCUCGACGUAUUUAUCGGGAUUGGACAAAGAUACUCCGCGCUAAAGAGAACAGGCUUUUCGCUGACGAUGUUUGGGGAACAAACAAGAAGAUGUGCACAGAACUGAUGGCUAAGGUCCGGGCAAGACGCAUAGCUCCGAUUCCAGAGCUAGAAGACAGUGUGCCAACCUGGGACACGGAUCACACAGCAGUCGGAAAUAUCUUCUCCAAGCAGCUGUGGUCUCAGUAUGAUGAGUACUACAUGAGUUACAAGGAAACGAGAAUGUUGCUGAGGCAGAAGAGAGAAACAGAUGAAGAAUUCCUAGAGUUCUGUAACAUUCGACGAGGGGCUGCAAGACACUCCAUAGACUCCUUACUCCUUCUACCGGUGCAGAGAGUUCCUCAGUACAACAAGAUCCUCUCCGACCUUCUCAAAGAAACUCCGUCAGACCAUCCUGACUUCGAUGACCUCACCAAGGCAGCAAACCGCGUCCAAAAGAUGGUGACAGAGCGCGAAGAGGAGGUCAACUUUGCAGAAAAUGAGAUGAAAAUGAUGCAGGUCCAAGAGCGCUUUCCCCAUGACGAUUUAGCUCUCUACGAAAAAGAAAAGCUCUCGAAGCCGAGAUCUCGCCUGAUGCGGCGUAAGUCAGCCCCGGCUCACGUGAUCCAGGGGCACCUCACGGGAGGGGGACGCAAAAUCUCCUCAUCAGGAUCUCUUCUUAGCCCCAACAGCCUACCCAGUAGUGGCCGUGUCUCGCCGGUGGAAACCAGUCCCGUGUCCAGACAGAGACUGGGAACCAACAACAAUGCCAUCAACAGGCAGUACAUCAUGGAGGGGCCUGUCCAGCUCACCCAGGCGCUCCAGACACAGGACAGAUAUCUCUUCCUCUUCAGCGACAUCGUGCUGGUUGCAAAGCCAAAGUCGGCAAACACAUUCAAACUGAAGCACAGGGUACGCCUCAGUGAGAUGUGGCUCGCCACGUGCCUCGACGAAGUUUGCGAAACGACAAAAACAUUAGACAAGUCCUUCGUCAUCGGAUGGCCGACAACAAACACAGUGGCAACGUUCAGCACGCCUGAGCUGAAAGAACUUUGGUGGGACGCUUUGACGAAGUUGAUAGCAGAGGGGAAGUCAAAGGAGGAACCCAAGUCGGUGACUCUGAAAGUAGAAAACAGAGACAUCGAGUGUCCUGCAUAUUCCAAGUCCUUUUCCGUCAGUAACACAGACUCGGCCAGCAAUGUGGUGAAGAUGUCUCUUCAGCAGUUUGGGAUCACUGAUGAUGCCAGUAACUACAGACUUUGGGUGAAGUCCGGGAAGGAUGAGGCUCCGUACCCGCUGAUCGGACACGAGAUCCCCUUCGCCAUCAAGAUGUCCCACCUGCGCGACGCGGCGGUGACGGCAGGUGACGAUCACCUUGUUCUGCUGGACCAGGAGAUCAUGCCCAGCAUGGACCACCUGUCACCCGAGACACAGGUCCAGUUUGUCCUCAGGGACAGCAGGAAGACCAAAAUUGUCAUGGAAGACAUUCCAAGCAAGAAGCUGAAGAGGUUCAAGAAAUCUCCCAUCAUCAACUGGCCCUUCAAGCGCACCUCCAGCAAAUCUGACAUGCCGGAUUCACCCACAACAUCAGAGGCCAGGGGGAAGUUGUUUGGCCACCCUCUGGAGAAAGUGUGCGUGGACGGCCAGCUGCCCAAACCCAUCAUGGACCUGCUGGCCUGCCUGUUCCAGAACGGGCCGUACGUCACGGGCAUCUUCCGCAAGUCGGCCAACGCGCGCUGCUGCCGGGAGCUGAAGGAGAAACUGGACAGGGAGGGAGAGUACAACCUCAGCGAGUGUCCCAUCCAUGCUGUGGCAGCUGUGUUCAAGGACUACCUGCGUAACCUGCCGCACAGUAUCCUGCAUAGCGACCUGUACCAGGACUGGGUCUCCUGCAACACAGAGCAGAGCCUCACGGCUAAAGUCACCAGUGUCAGAAGAAUACUUGAGCAGCUGCCCAGCGGUAACCUGACCCUGCUGCGGUACUUUGUGUGCAUCCUGCACCACAUCAGCCUGAAGAGUGACGAGAACAACAUGACAGCCUACAACCUGGCCAUCUGCAUCGCCCCCAGCAUGCUCAACCCACCACUCGAGGCCUGCGGAGACAUCCAGGCCGCAGCUACCAAACAGGUCCCAGAGGUUGUGCAGCUUCUGAUUGAGCACUGUAAGGAGAUUUUUGGUGCCGACAUUACGACGAUCAUGGGAGAGGCGCCUCAGGAUCCUGAUCACAAGCUGCGCCAGGAUUCCAGUGGAGAUUCAGACUCCGUUAACAGCAUGCAAGAUUGCACAGGAGUGAUGCGGAGGGAUGACUCCUCUCUGGACAGCCUGGAGCGGGAGCUGUACAUCUCCGAGAUGGAGUCCAGCCCGCGAACGCAGCACGGUGACCAGUUCUCCCCGUCCAGCCUCAGCCGGGACUCCGGGCUGACCCUCAGCGACACCAACCUGUACCACCCGGAGGACGAACACGCCGGGAACAACGAGAAAUCUCGGUACGAGCAGAAGUACCAGCACGAGAGGUGCAACAGCGACAGCUCCCAGCACCAGAUGAGCAUGCACCGUGACUCCAUCCUCGACAACAUGUCUCUCGGCUCCAGUUCCGGCUACUCCUCUCUCUCGCACGACUCGACCCCGAUCCCUCCCCCGCGGAGGAACCGGAGAAAGUCCGAGCCGCCGCCCCCGCCGGCGAAGCUGCUGAGGAUGAGGAAGAACUCGGACGAGAGAAUAAUCCCCGAGUACAUCAAGCAGAUCAAACAGCUGCAGAUUGAGAGCCAGAAGAUGAUCAGCGAGACUGAGAUCUACUCCCCAGAGAAAGACACUGUUCCACACCGGAGGGUGACUGUCACAGGCGCCGUUGACAGACCGACGACGCUGGACUUGUUCCGGGACGUCAGAAAGAGCAGUAACUCCUCUGACCUCUCCCCGUCAUCUGACAGCGUGUUUUCCGGCUCCGAGAACAACUCCCGCCGGUCCAGCGACGCGUCACUGCAGAGAGCCCUGGGAAACCUUGUCACCGUGUCUCCCAGGGAUCCUCCUGCGCCGCCGCCGAGGAAAGAAGUGUCUGCGGAAGCCGUGAGGCUGAACAUCGCCCUCGGGCUCCACAACAAGAGGCCGUCGACAGACUAUGGUGUACACGUUGCAUACUCCCGGCCUCACACCGCAACCCCUCCCGUCCCAAAAGCAGAGGAGGGGCCGUACUUUGCUUCUUCGCCCUCAAAGAUGUCAGCACGGCAAGUCGAGACACCACCCAAGUCGUCCCCAAAGUUGGCAGCAAGGCCCACCCCAGCCAGCAGCCUGACCAACCUGAGGAAGGGCCCCCACACCCUACUCAGGAGUAAGAGUUCAGGGACUCUGAUCACGACGGGCUUGGAGAUGUCCCUGGAGUCGCUCACGUCGAGCGACGGCAACCUGCAGGUGUUCCACGCCCGCAGCAGCUCCGAGAGUGACACCCUCGACGACAAAUCGUCCGGCCUCCGCCAGAGAACCUUCACCAGCCCCGUCCCGCUGGACAUAAAAGAGCCGAAGGUUACGGCAGAGCAGGUGUUCGAAGUCGUCGACAGGAAGAAGCCGAACCUUCCGCCGUCUUACCAGGAGGCAGUCAGCCGCAGUCGCCAGUACCCCAUCUCCAGCGGCAUGCAGGGUCUCACAGUCCAGACAGUGAAAACCAUGCGAAUGCAGAGGCAGGAUAAGGCUGUAGAAUCACAAAGCGAACCCGUGUGGAAGAAACAGAGCGAAGCGGUGUGGGAAAAGCAGUCCAGCGAAACGACGCGAAACAAGCGACCCAGCGAACCAGCACGGAGUUCCAAGCAGCCAACUGAACCGGCAAAAAACAAACCACAAGCCGAACCAGUCUGGGAGAAACAGAGCAGUGUACAGAAAGAAGUCAAAGACGAGGAAAACACGACAACAAACGGAUCAAAGUCCACCGACAUCCUGUCGAGGUUGCAACGUGGAGUAAACCUGACAAGGAGUAACAGUGACUCUGUUGAUCACACACGACCCUCGGUGUACGGCAUUGGUGGCAAGGCCAGCACGAGCAGCAAGCUUUUCCAGGACUCCUCUGCUCCCAGGAAAGCUCUGCCGAUCAGUAAGAUCGAGGUGAACCCUGAGCAGAAGCCGGUGUGCAGUCUACGAAGAACGAGCAGCGAGCUGGACCGGACAAUCGCUGUCCACCGUCAGCACUUCCAGCUGCGGAGACAGCAACUGUUUUACGGGCACAACUCGCCGAUGAAACCCAUGAGGAAAGAAAUGGACAUUCCUGUCACGGACACUUCUUUGGACAGACAAAGAAGAGGGUCUGCUCCUGAGACCCAACAGAAAAAAGACUCCAUCACAGACACAAAAGUUGUAAGAAGCAGCUGCCCAAGCAAACUGGUUUCUUCUUCGACGUCGAAAACGGUCCCAGAGAGUCCGGGUGGCAUCAGUUCAUACGACAUUGUUCAAGCCAUGACUUCUGCCAACUUCCUGUCGGUACAGAGAGGCCAGCCCAAGAGACAAAACAGCCAGGAGAGUCUGAAAAACGAUCACACGCAACCUGAAGCAACUAGUUCCUCUGGGACCAAGUUCCAGUUCCCCUUCCCUGAUCCCAAGUCAGAUCCCCCCUCCUCCAUGCUCUCUCCUGAGGUUAAGAACACUGUCAAAGACUACUUCCUCAGUAGCGAUCCCAUCAACGGUCUGAAGCGAACGAAAGAAGCUGUCAGCGAGAUCACGAAGACGAAACAGGACUGGAACCAGAGAAAGCGAGGCAACUUGGACUUUGCCGACUUGGACCAGAUGAUGUUCGCUGAGGAGUCUUACGUGUAGCUAUAGACAAAUGAACACAGAGACAUUUGAGUGUUCGAACAUUUUCCGUAAUUUUAUUUUCUUGAGGAAGAUUGUGAUUGUGGAAGGAGAAGAGGCUCCUCUUAUUGCCCAAGAACCAAUUGUUGUACUAUGUGCCAUAGGUCUGUUGCAAUCGGGCGCAGGGCUUUACAUGUGGACAAGUGCUACAUUCUUCUGUAAAUACGUGAGCCAGCAUUCACAGCUGGAGACAAGUGUAAAUAGUGACAGCAUUCCACAUACUUUAACUACUCCGGUCAAGAAACCAGGGUAUAUAUACAUUCUGGUUCGAUACCUUAUGUCUGAAUGUCGUAAUAUUGGUUAUACUUCAGUUGUUUCGAAGUAAUGAUACAUUGUACGUAUUUGUAGAGAGAUAUUUGUACCAGACUGUAUGUGGAGGACCCUGUAACACAGCAUUGCUGUCUUGUAAAUAUGCAUUCCACAAAGUCUUUGUCAGUGCAAGCAUGGCUGGCAUAUGUGCAGUACACAAGAAAUUCUCCUAAGUAAUUUAUAAAGUAUAGAGUUUGUAUUUUAUAAGCUGACUGUUUAGCAGUAGGUAAAUUUAUUUCCAGUUCCUCAUCUGCAGUAUUGUGUCUCUGUAAAAAGUUGUAGCUAGAUUUUUUUUUUACUUUUUUAAAAGAAUACAGUUUUACGUAUAUAUUGUCAGGUUUUAGUAAGUCGCAAGAAAAAUGUUUGAGCUGUCCCAUUCCAACUGUUUUUCUGCCCUCUUGUGCUGUUAUUUCCCAAACCACAAUCUCUUAAAUCAAGCUGAUUCUGUUCAUUACAAUAUUUGAUUAACACUGUCUUGUGCUUCUCUACGUACACAGUAGAGAUGUAGAACUGCAGCUGAGGUCUGCAAAAAUGUGGAAAUGGACGUACCUUAAAUUUUUGCUAGUUUCAUUUUCUGCAUGUACUUACAUGCCCUGGUCCAUAAUCCAUACAUUUGGGCCUUCUGUGUUCUUGUCUAUGGCCAGUAAAAACUGCCAUGAGCUUGUAAUUAAAUCAAACGUUGUGUACAUAAAGUAAGACUAUAGAGUACUAUGUUUUAUCCCUAUAUUUUCUAGUACCACAUCUUGUGUAUAGUUCCCCCAACUGGUGGAAUGCCAGUUGUAAAGUGGCAGAGUCAGUGCCAAUCUAGUUCACUGUUCUCAGUUUGUCUUGUGAAAGACAGAAAUGUUCAUGUAACACACCCUCAGCCAGUCUCGUACUGUAUAACUACAACGUAUAAGUGUUUAUACAGCAUGUUGCAACAGUUACCUCUACCAGAUAGUGCUGUUGCCACAACUGUAAGGCUUAUAGCUAGCUAAGCACAAUUUUCGUUUUGUAAAUAGAGAGCUGUUUUUAUUAGGUGUAUACCUGCUUGAUUUCUAAUGUUAAAUAUGUUCUUGCCCUCUACACGGCUUAAUGUUACCAAAAAUGGUUCUAUCUUGUUUCUCUUCUGUUUCGUGUCAGAUCUUAUAGAAGCAUUAUUAAAGGAAAUACCUCAUUUUGACAGAAAA